UUUAAGUUAACUAUAAUAAGAGUAAUAAUAAAAUCUAUCUAUCCUUAUAUUCUUAUUACCUCUAGUCCUACUAUCUCUUACUUCUCUACUAUCUCUAGGAUAGUUAUAAUAUUAUGGAUGGCUGCUAUUCUAAGGCGUUCUACUAUCUCUUAG
Molecule: messenger RNA, 153 nt
Organism: Bipolaris victoriae FI3
Lineage: Eukaryota; Fungi; Ascomycota; Dothideomycetes; Pleosporales; Pleosporaceae
Exons: 1
Source: RefSeq, a predicted model, not a curated record